AUGCCAGAGCUCUGCUCCAGGCAAACACAGAGCCCGGUGGCUCCUGCGGGGCUCGGCAGGGCUGGCCCACCCGCCGGGGAGGCUCAGCCCCAUCCCGGCUGUGCGACGAGUUUAACGCUGCCAAACAUCGAGUUCAGAGAGAGGUCACUCAGCAACUUUUCUUUGAAAACAUAUCCUUCGCUUACAGACUGCGGAGCCCCCGCUGGUUUCCACGACUCGGUACGUGUUACCGGCGGGGCGGUUGUGGCCGCGGGGCUGCGGCCGCAGCCGCACGGAUCUCCAGCCUGGGCUCAGGUUCCCGGAGCGAGUCCAGAAGCCGCGGAGGCAGGAGAGCACCGAGGACAGAGACACAGCGCCCUGCCCCAGCGGGGUGCCACCGCAGCCGCCCGGAGCCGGCCCCCCCGCUCGGAGGAGACCCGGCUGGUCCCCGCGGCAGCUCACGGCGUGACCUUGGGACAUUACAUUUCUGUGGACACAUCCUACGAGGGUGAGAAAGCAGUGCUGUCCAGCCCUGAUCUGUACUCCGAGGAAUGGAGCUGUGUCAGACUGAUCUAUCAGAUAGCAACAACUUCAGACACCUCACCUUAUCCUGCCAGGCUCAACUUGUACCUGAGGCAGGAAGGAGAAAGUUUUGAUCGUUUGCUGUGGUCAGCCAAGGAGCCAUCAGACAGCUGGCUGAUAGCUAGCUUAGAUUUAACAAACAGCACAAAGAAGUAUAAGCUUGUACUGGAAGGUGAAAUGGGACAAGAUAAAUCCACCAGUAUAGCAGUUUUUGAAAUCAAAAUAACUUCUGGAUAUUGUAUUGAAUGUGACUUUGAAGAAAAUCAUCUUUGUGGCUAUGUGAACCGCUGGAAUCCUAACGUCAACUGGUUUGUUGGUGGAGGGAACAUUCAGAAUUCUCAGUCUAUCCUGCCCAAAGACCACACACUUAACAGUGCACUGGGUCACUAUAUGUAUGUGGACUCUGUUUAUGUCAAACAUUUUCAGGAAGUGGCCCAGCUAAUCUCACCAAAGACCAUGGCCCCAAUAUCUGGCUGCUUAUCUUUUUAUUAUCAGCUUAAGCAGGAAAGCAGCAUUGUUUUUACUGUUUACCUCAGAGACAUGAGUGGCUUUUAUGAAGAGAUCUGGAAAACAGACAGUGCACUAAAUGCAGGCUGGGCACUGGCAGAAGUUGACUUCAACGCGCCGUAUCCCAUGGAGGUAAUAUUUGAAGUUGCUUUCAACAGUGCCAAGGGAGGUUAUGUUGCCCUUGAUGACAUUUCUUUCUCUCCGGUUUACUGCAGCAAUCACACAGGAACUCCUUUCAAUCCUGCCAAUGCAGGCUGCAAUUUUGAGGAAGAUCUGUGUAAUUUUUACCAAGAUCACAAAGACGGUCCAGGGUGGAGCAGAGUGAAAGUGAAGCGCAAUGUGUACAGAGCUGGAGAUCACACUACUGGAUUUGGUUAUUAUUUGUUGGCAAACACAAAGUUUACAUCACAGCCUGGGUACAUUGGACGUCUGUAUGGCCCGACCCUGCCAGGAAACUUGCAGUUUUGUCUGCGUUUUUAUUAUGCCUUAUAUGGGUUUUUCAAGAUGAGUGGCACUCUUGCAGUUUAUAUCUUUGAGGAGAAUCAUGUUGUUCAAGAGAAAAUCUGGUCUGUCUUGGACUCUCCAAAAGGAGUUUGGACUCAAGCUGAAAUCUCCUUCAAAAAGCCUAUGCCUUGCAAGGUUGUCUUUGUCAGCUGGUGUAAAAGCUUCUGGGACUGUGGACUUGUGGCAUUGGAUGAUGUAUCAUUGAGCCUGGGAAGCUGCCAGGCUGCUGAUUUGUUGCUGCCCAGUCCUGGAGAAUGCACCUUUGAAAAAGAUGAGUGUGUGUUUACCCAGAAGAAGAGAGGUCGUGGGAGCUGGCACAGGAAGAGGGGUCCAACUCCCACUUCUUACACUGGACCCAAAGGAGACCACACUACUGGGGUAGGAUACUACAUGUAUAUAGAGGCAUCUAAUAUGGUCUAUGGACAGAGAGCAUACCUAGUUUCAAGAUCACUAAGAGGAACAUCUGGAAAACAGUGCCUGACAUUUUUCUAUCAUAUGUAUGGAUCUGGGACUGGAUUAUUAAGUGUUUAUCUAAAAAAGGAAGGAGUUGAUGAAGAGAUACCAUUGUGGAGGAGGACAGGGGAACAAAGCAUCUCAUGGCUAAGGGGACUGAUAGAAUAUGAAAGUGAUACAAACUACCAGAUUAUUUUUGAGGCAAUCCGCGGUGUGUCAAUAAGAAGUGACACUGCUAUUGAUGAUAUUCUGUUUCAGACAGGACCUUGUUUGGAAGUGGAAGAAAUUCAAUUCUCAUCAGGCUAUCCUGACAGCUUAAAUGAAAUCGAGUAUUAAAUACAGCCUGCUGGAAGGAAUGGAGCACACUGAAGAUUCGUAUGUGAGAAACUGCAAGAACCACCUGUUUUAAAAUAUAAUUAAAUACUGGACUGGUUUGAAUACACACCAAUACAUAGGAAGAACUUGGAGCACUCACGUUCCUCGCCUUUUAAAUGAAAUUAUUGACUCAGGGCUUCUUAGACCGUAAUUUUUUUUACAUUAUUUCCUCUUUUGCAUGAGGUAUCAGUUAUUUCAUAAAGGCUUCCCAUUCUGCACAGAUCAUUAAUUUUUAAUUUUUUUAAUGUUUCUAGUAUAUAAGUAAAAAGAGGAAAUUCAUGUUGCACAAUUGAAGUCCAAUAUUGUGUUAUCUUAAAUCUGCAUUCAGUGAAUGUUUUGUGUUGGGGAUAGAAUGGAUUUUUGUUAAGAAAAUUUUAAAUGUUUUGAAAUAACAAAGACAAUAGUGUUAGCUACUAGUAUUAUCCUACAGGUUAAGUGCAAUUAUUCACAAUGACAAAUCUCUCUGGGACACUUAAUCCUCUGCUGACAAUUUUUUGUGAUAGUGUAUUAUUUUACUAUAACAAAUAUAUUUGUCAAUAACAAACCCACUUCUAGUGUUCAACAUAAUUCAGCAUAAGAUGCUGGCCUGUGGAACUAUAUGAAAUUAAACACUUUAAAGCCAUAUGUUUUCUGGGAUGAGAGUCUUGUUGUCUGUUUUUUUAUUAAGUUUGUGCAAUUACAGAGAAUGCACUUACAUUUUGCCCAGCCACAGAUAUCUUGCAUUUAUAUUACUAGGAAACUGAAUUCACACAUCUUGUUAUUUCUUAAAGAUUUUAUGUAUUUGUGUGUAAGGAUUUUUUUUUAAAUUACUAUAACUUCCUAAUAAAAUGUAACUUGGAGUAUCA
Molecule: messenger RNA, 3245 nt
Organism: Cyanistes caeruleus (blue tit)
Lineage: Eukaryota; Metazoa; Chordata; Aves; Passeriformes; Paridae
Source: RefSeq, a predicted model, not a curated record